CAUUACUGCGUGACAAGAGUUUGUGAUUAACCCAUUUAUUGAUAUAACAGUGGGUGAUAAACGUGGAUGAGAUAAGGUUUUGCAUAAAUAUCUGAUAGGUUUAACCAGAAUAUUAAUAUAAGUUAAUAUCACUAAACUAAGGCUUUGCUUUGUCCUUGUUCUUGAGUCCAUUGGUAAAGGCUAGACAGAGGUGCAUACAGUCAAUGACAAUGGAUAUAAUAAUUGUAUUCUUCUUAGCCUAUACUAUCAAGCCCAGUUGGGCGGCAGGUAAGUCAAUUUUAGUCAAUCUACAAGGUUAACAGAACCAUUUAUAGCCAUUUCAUUUGAAUAUGCUUUGGUUUACCCCCAAAUUACCAUAACAGUUUUCAUAAUUAAGUACAAAACGUUUGAUUAACUGUUUUAUGAUUGAAACGGCUUGACAUGGCAAGAUUAGUUAUCUUUAAGACGCGUGACUGCUUUCUUCUAGAUUGGUGCUACCAGUCGCAGGUGUCAUGUAACGGGACAUGCAGGGGUGAGUACUGUGGACCCGGCCAGAAUUGUACCUGAUUUGAUCUUAGCCCGGCCAGGUCCUACCGUAGCACGUUAUCAAUGUCAACACUAUGGCUUCCACAGGCCCCGACGAUUGGCCCUUGGUCGCUCUGCAUUGCAGUGGAAGAAACCAGUCUCCUGUGAAUAUUGUCACAAGGAUAACGCUUCCCGAUGAAAGGCUGGUUCCGUUACAACUCAUCAACUAUCAGAAAAUGUUCAGAGGUCGCAUCAUAAACAACGGACAUACCGUUCAACUAGAUCUACCCUCAAAUGUAAAGAUCCAAGGCGGAAAGCUGGCAGGGCCAUAUAAGGCCUUGCAGCUCCACUUCCACUGGGGGAAAGAUGGAGGCCCAGGGUCCGAGCAUACUAUUGAUGGAGAACGGUUCCCCAUGGAGAUGCACAUUGUCCAUAUAAAGGAAGAAUAUGAUACUUUGGACCAAGCUGUGGCAGACGACACAGGCGUGGCAGUUCUUGGGUUUUUCUUUCAGGUAAGCCUAACGAGCAACAGCACGCUUGGCGGCGUGUCACUGGGCCGGCUCGUGCCACCGGAGGAGACUCUCGAACACUACUUCCGUUACCAGGGCUCGCUCACCACGCCGCACUGUGACGAGUCCGUCGUGUGGACGCUGUUUAAAACCCCCGUUCCGCUAAGCAGGAAACAGCUCUCUGCGUUCUGCGGUCUUCGGUCUCCCCGUGGGACGCGCAUGGUGAACACCUACCGGCCAGAGCAGCCGCUGAACGGGAGGAAGGUGUAUUACUCCGGCGGGGGCCUGCCUCUGCUUAACACCGCCCUGCUCAUCUGCUCUGUGUUGAUAUCCAGUGGACCCUCACUGCACAGCGAGAGCUGAACGUAAACACCUGUCCUGUGCAAACAAU
Gadus macrocephalus (Pacific cod) is the source of this 1404-nucleotide messenger RNA. It is a transcript of the gene ca4b, whose product is annotated as carbonic anhydrase IV b. The coding region runs from base 600 to 1376 and encodes 258 amino acids. The transcript is spliced from 5 exons. NCBI's taxonomy places the organism in Eukaryota, Metazoa, Chordata, Actinopteri, Gadiformes, Gadidae. Gene Ontology annotation, cellular component: plasma membrane. Gene Ontology annotation, molecular function: carbonate dehydratase activity; zinc ion binding. The record is from RefSeq and is a predicted model, not a curated record.